This is a messenger RNA of Schistocerca gregaria, 909 nucleotides long. RefSeq lists its product as uncharacterized. Lineage: Eukaryota; Metazoa; Arthropoda; Insecta; Orthoptera; Acrididae. The record is from RefSeq and is a predicted model, not a curated record. The transcript has a single exon. The coding region runs from base 1 to 909 and encodes 302 amino acids.
AUGCGUCUCCGAACUCAUCCCAGAACACUGUCUCCGGCGCCACCACCUCCGCUGCCGUCCUCGCCACUGUCCCCGCAGUCUCCGAACUCAUCCCAGAACACUGUCUCUGGCGCCACCACCUCCGCUGCCGUCCUCGCCACUGUCCCUGCAGUCUCUGAACUCAUCCCAGAACACUGUCUCCGGCGCCACCACCUCCGCUGCCGUCCUCGCCACUGUUCCCGCAGUCUCCGAACUCAUCCCAGAACACUGUCUCCGGCGCCACCACCUCCGCUGCCGUCCUCGCCACUGUCCCCGCAGUCUCCGAACUCAUCCCAGAACACUGUCUCCGGCGCCACCACCUCCGCUGCCGUCCUCGCCACUGUCCCCGCAGUCUCCGAACUCAUCCCAGAACACUGUCUCCGGCGCCACCACCUGCGCUGCCGUCCUCGCCACUGUCCCCGCAGUCUCCGAACUCAUCCCAGAACACUGUCUCCGGCGCCACAACCUCCGCUGCCGUCCUCGCCACUGUCCCCGCAGUCUCCGAACUCAUCCCAGAACACUGUCUCCGGCGCCACCACCUCCGCUGCCGUCCUCGCCACUGUCCCCGCAGUCUCCGAACUCAUCCCAGAACACUGUCUCCGGCGCCACCACCUCCGCUGCCGUCCUCGCCACUGUCCCCGCAGUCUCCGAACUCAUCCCAGAACACUGUCUCCGGCGCCACCACCUCCGCUGCCGUCCUCGCCACUGUCCCCGCAGUCUCCGCCUCCACUGCCGCCCCCGCGACCGCCACAGCUACUGCUGCAGCUUCCGACGUCGGUGGAAGGAGGCAGCAGGGAGUCAACACACGAAAUAGUGGUCUAUAGCAGAAUAACGUCAACACACUACCUCCAACAGCAAUCCAUGUGUUCUAGCGUUAGUGUUGCCGUUUGA